Molecule: messenger RNA, 525 nt
Organism: Fraxinus pennsylvanica
Lineage: Eukaryota; Viridiplantae; Streptophyta; Magnoliopsida; Lamiales; Oleaceae
Source: the annotation of a GenBank genome assembly
AUGACGACGCUUCGAAGAUUUUGCUGCGACGAUCUCCUCCGAUUCGCAUCAGUGAAUCUCGAUCACCUCACUGAAACUUUUAACAUGUCAUUCUAUAUGACAUACUUGGCGCGGUGGCCCGAUUAUUUCCAUGUGGCUGAAGCUCCCGGCAACCGUAUCAUGGGUUACAUCAUGGGAAAAGUCGAAGGACAAGGGGAGUCAUGGCAUGGUCAUGUCACUGCAGUAACUGUAGCUCCUGAAUUUCGCAGGCAACAAUUGGCCAAGAAACUCAUGAACCUGCUUGAGGACAUCAGUGACAAGAUUGACAAGGCUUAUUUUGUCGAUCUUUUCGUAAGAGCUUCAAAUACACCUGCUAUCAAGAUGUAUGAAAAGCUUGGCUAUAUAGUUUAUAGACGGGUACUACGCUAUUACUCUGGAGAAGAGGAUGGGUUGGAUAUGAGGAAAGCUUUAUCUCGGGACGUAGAAAAGAAGUCUGUUAUUCCUCUCAAGCGGCCAAUUACUCCGGACGAGUUGGAAUAUGAUUAA